GUAGUGCGGGCAGGAGGAGGCGCGGGUGCCGCCUGGGAAGCUCGAGGUGAGACGGGAGGCCUGCUUGUGCCCUCGGGCCUGUGAAGACCCCAGAGGUCCGGGUAGAUCAUGGAAGAGAAGUGGUUGCUGUGUGUGUUACUAGUCCUUGGAACUACUGUCAUUCAGGCUCAUGAGGGCCAUGAUGAUGAUGUGAUUGAUAUUGAGGAUGACCUAGAUGAUGUCAUUGAAGAGGUAGAAGACUCAAAACCAAAGACCAGCACUCCUCAAUCUCCAAAGGUCACCUACAAAGCUCCAGUUCCAACAGGAGAAGUGUAUUUUGCUGAUUCCUUUGACAGAGGAACUCUGUCUGGGUGGAUUUUAUCCAAAGCCAAGAAAGAUGACACUGAUGAUGAAAUUGCCAAAUAUGAUGGAAAAUGGGAGGUAGAUGAAAUGAAGGAAACAAAACUUCCAGGUGACAAAGGACUUGUUUUGUUGUCUCGGGCCAAGCACCAUGCCAUCUCUGCUAAACUGAACAAGCCCUUCCUGUUUGAUACCAAGCCUCUCAUUGUUCAGUAUGAAGUUAAUUUCCAAAAUGGAAUAGAAUGUGGUGGUGCCUAUGUGAAACUACUUUCUAAAACCCCAGAACUCAACUUGGACCAGUUCCAUGACAAGACCCCUUAUACAAUCAUGUUUGGUCCAGAUAAAUGUGGAGAGGACUAUAAAUUGCACUUCAUCUUCCGCCACAAAAACCCCAAAACGGGUGUAUACGAAGAAAAGCAUGCUAAGAGGCCAGAUGCAGAUCUGAAGACCUAUUUUACUGAUAAGAAAACACAUCUUUAUACAUUAAUCUUGAAUCCAGAUAAUAGUUUUGAAAUAUUAGUGGACCAAUCUCUUGUGAACAGUGGAAAUCUACUAAAUGACAUGACUCCUCCUGUAAAUCCUUCACGUGAAAUUGAGGACCCAGAAGACCGGAAACCUGAGGAUUGGGAUGAAAGACCAAAAAUACCAGAUCCUGAUGCUGUCAAACCAGAUGAUUGGGAUGAAGAUGCUCCUGCUAAAAUCCCUGAUGAAGAAGCCACAAAGCCUGAAGGCUGGUUAGAUGAUGAGCCUGAAUAUGUAGCUGAUCCCGAUGCAGAAAAGCCAGAGGAUUGGGAUGAAGAUAUGGAUGGAGAAUGGGAGGCCCCUCAGAUUGCUAACCCUAAGUGUGAGUUGGCCCCUGGGUGUGGUGUUUGGCAGCGACCUAUGAUUGACAACCCUAACUAUAAGGGCAAGUGGAAGCCCCCCAUGAUUGACAACCCUAACUACCAGGGAAUCUGGAAACCCCAGAAAAUACCAAAUCCAGAUUUCUUUGAAGAUCUGGAACCUUUUAAAAUGACUCCUUUUAGUGCUAUUGGUUUGGAACUGUGGUCCAUGACUUCGGACAUUUUUUUUGACAACUUUAUCAUUUCUGGUGAUCGAAGAGUAGUUGAUGAUUGGGCCAGUGAUGGAUGGGGUCUGAAGAAAGCUGCUGAUGGGGCUGCCGAGCCAGGUGUAGUGGGCCAGAUGCUGGAGGCAGCCGAGGAGCGCCCUUGGCUCUGGGUAGUCUACGUUUUGACUGUAGCACUGCCUGUGUUUCUCGUAAUCCUAUUCUGCUGUUCUGGAAAGAAACAGUCCAGUCCUGUGGAAUACAAGAAGACUGAUGCUCCUCAGCCAGAUGUGAAGGAGGAAGAAGAAGAGAAGGAAGAAGAAAGGAACAAGAGAGAUGAAGAGGAGGAAGGUGAAGAGAAACUUGAAGAGAAGCAAAAAAGUGAUGCUGAAGAAGAUGAUGACACUGUCAGUCAAGAGGACGGAGAUAGGAAAUCUAAAGCAGAGGAGGAUGAAAUUUUGAACAGAUCACCAAGAAACAGAAAGCCUCGAAGAGAGUGAAACUAUUUUAAGAACUUGAUCUGUGAUUUCCUCUCCCUCCUCCCUCCCAUUCCUCUGCAAGUGUGGUCCUAGGAGAGGACCUGGCACACCAUAGGUUGAAACUCAAAAACCUCCAGAUGUCACCUUCAGCAGUUUCAGUCGAACACUAGCCUACGUAAUUUUAAACAUCUAGCAGUAAAUAAUUGCAAUUGUGACAAAAAGGACCCUGUUUCUGUAGAAAGAAAGCAUUUAACAAUGGUUGUGAAAUGUAACAUGAAGCAACUAACUUGUGUUGUUUUUGUUGUUGUUUUUAAACAUCUUUUUGUUUGUUUUUUAAAUAGAGUGAUAGAACUUUGGUAUUCUUUAAAAUCUUGGCUUAAUUUAAUAUAUUAAUGUGUCCAUGCAGAAAUAAUACCAACUUUUAGAAAUGCUAGGGGGAUGAAUCACAAUUUUUAUAACCAAUUUUGAGUUUGGUAUAUUACAAAACAUUCAAGUAUCUCUGUCCCUUAAAAUUGAUAAUCAUAUUUAAAGUGCAGUUGUUUGUGGUUAUAAUCUUGUGUUGCUUGCUUCCAUUACUCAAUUCUUCCUAAAGAAAUUGAGGAGAGGGAUUGGAUGGGUGGAAGCCCACAUUUAUAUAAAGGCUCUGUUUAAAUAUAUUAAAAAGAAAAAAACUUUUCUCUAGAUGUUGGUUAGACCAUAAAGUGUGUAUUCUUGGAAGAGCUCAGUGCACAGACAGCUUUGCAGUUAGUGGAGGAGGUGGCAUUCAGGCCUUUGUAUUCUACACAUCAGGCAUGUCUGGGCUACAGCCUUCUUGAGCAGGUGGCUUUUUAAGGACUGCUACCAAGACGUGAGCUCCAGAGUAAAUGCAGGUGUUUUCUUUUGAAUAUUUUUUUAUUGAUUUUAGAGAGAGAAGAAGGAUGAGGGAGAGAGAGAUAGA
Messenger RNA from Molossus molossus (Pallas's mastiff bat), 2800 nucleotides. It is a transcript of the gene CANX, whose product is annotated as calnexin. NCBI's taxonomy places the organism in Eukaryota, Metazoa, Chordata, Mammalia, Chiroptera, Molossidae. The record is from RefSeq and is a predicted model, not a curated record. The transcript has 15 exons. Gene Ontology annotation, molecular function: calcium ion binding. Gene Ontology annotation, biological process: protein folding. Bases 109 to 1884 code for a protein of 591 amino acids. Gene Ontology annotation, cellular component: endoplasmic reticulum; endoplasmic reticulum membrane.